UAUGUCAGUUUGUACGUGACGGGCGGCACUAUGGCGUUUGUAUUUACAGUUUUUCGAGCGAGAUUUCGUUUUGCAAGUGCGCUGUCAUUAGCGAGUUUUGUGUAAGAGUAGUACAUCACGAAAUUAAUGGUUAUCGACGAUCGACGACGACCGGUUGACCGCGGUAUGAGGCAUCGUAUCAUGCCUGCGCCUUCGGUCGGCUUUGGUGAACAUAUUGAGGAAUACGAAGUGCUGGAUCUACUGGGCAAGGGCGGCUACGGAAGUGUUUAUCUAGCAAAAUGUCUUCGCAGUGGCAUGGAAGUUGCGAUCAAAAUGAUCGACAAGAAAAUGAUACAAGCUGUUGGAAUGGUGGAUAGAGUAAAUCAAGAAGUAAGGAUACAUUCACAGUUAAAACAUCCAGCUAUCCUGGAGUUGUACAGAUAUUUUGAAGAUAGAAACUAUGUAUACCUAGUUUUAGAAUUAUGUCACAAUGGAGAGUUUCAACGCUUUCUCAAAACACAAGGUGCCAAAGCUUUGUCCGAAGAGAAUGCUGCCCAUAUAAUUAGACAAGUUGUACAAGGUUUACUUUAUCUACAUUCUCAUCAAAUACUUCACAGAGAUUUGUCACUGUCCAAUCUACUUUUGACCAGAGAUAUGCAAGUGAAAAUUGCGGAUUUUGGAUUAGCCACACAAUUAAAUAAACCAGAUGAAAAACAUUUGACUAUGUGUGGCACACCAAAUUACAUCUCACCAGAAGUUGCUACAAGAUCUUCACAUGGCCCGGAAGCAGAUGUGUGGAGCUUGGGAUGUAUGUUAUAUACUUUGCUGGUGGGCAUACCACCAUUUGAUACCGAGGCUGUUAAAAGUACCUUGACUCGAGUAGUUAUAGCUGAUUAUGUGAUACCGCCACAUUUAUCAAAUAAUGCGAAAGAUCUGAUUGAUAAAUUGUUGAAAAAGAAUCCAAAAGAUAGGAUAUCCUUGCGAGAUGUCUCUAAGCAUCCAUUUAUAACAAAUAUAGAAAAAAAUAGGCUAUAUAAUGAAAAAAACAGUAUGGAUAAAAACUCAUUAAUGGAUGGCAUGAUGGAUUCCGGGCUUGGAAGAACACUAUCGUCAUAUGGCCGGCCUAAAAUGCGAUCCCGAUCAGAGGAAAGAAUGACUACGACGCCGAUAAUGCCUAUCACCAGUAUGAGAAGCGAGGCAUUAUCCGAGCCCAUUGCAAAGUUGCAUUCGAAUAUAGCGAGAUACAUGAAUCACUGUGCAAAAGAAGACUCUGUAUUGACGAGCAUUCCAGUAUCUCGCAGUAGAGUGUUGUCGCAGAACGAACAGUAUGGUGAUUGCAAUGGACAUGAUUGUUUGGAAAGGCAGAAGGUUAUAGAAAGGCACAAGCUAAGAAAAGAAAAAUCCGUGGAAAAUCGUAAUAUUGCAAAGGGAACUGAAGAGAGCAUAAAGUUACAAGUGUCGCCCUUAAAUUCCAACAGGCUACAACCCACCAGGCACAGAACAAAAACUGCAAUUCUCACAAUUCUAGACAACGGAGAAGUGUGCAUCGAAUUUAUUAAGCGCAAAAACGGCAUGGAAAAAGUUAGUGAGGUGUGUAGAAUAUCAGGCGAUGGUCUACGAGUCGUUCUCUACAAACUGAACGUACCUGCAGAGAUUGGUUCGCAACCACCACCGUUACCUAACCGAGGUGCCGACAGCAUUUACUCGUACGAGAAUUUACCGGCCUGUCAUCAUCGGAAAUACAUGUAUGCAUUUAUUUUCGUAAAAUUGGUUCAGGCAAAAACUCCGAAAUUGACGCUGUAUACACAAUGUGCAAAAUGCCUGUUCAUGGAAAAUGGUCCGCAGCCUGAUUGUGAAGUGCAUUUUUAUAAUGGAAUAAAGAUUGUUCGAAUGAACAAGAUCGUAAAAAUCACUGAGAAUAAUGGCAGUGCGUUUUUCGAAGGUGAAUUCCCACCACAUCUCGAAAAUUAUUACGAACAUUACUCAGAGUGUUAUCAGCGUUGCCUACUUUUGGAAUCCACUCUGACAUCUUUGGAAGCAGCCACUGGGCAUUCCUGUUUUCCCGUGAUAGUCGGACGAAGGCCCAGUACGGCUUUAAACGAUACUCCCUAUCUGCAGGGAAAAGAAAAUAUCUCGCCUAUUACGGACAGUUCUCCAGUCUUACCAUCAUUUGGUGCCACCUGCUCCAUUAUUUCUACGGUGGCUUCAAGGUCGCACAAGAACUCCACGCAUAGUUCUUAUAAUAACGCGAAUAAGAUAGCAGUGCCAGGAAUUGGUUUUGCUACGAAAUUAUCAUCAGGCGAUAUUAGAGUCGAUUAUAAAGAUGGAUCUGCUUUAACUAUUAAUUCACCAAAUCAUGGCAAUGGCAUCACAUAUGAGGCUACAGAUGGUACUGUUAUGCGGUACAAUAAAUAUCAAAAAGAGCAAAACUUGGAUAUAUCGAUUCAAAAGAAGCUCAAGCAAUUGCCAAUGAUUAUCGAAUAUCUCAUGGAACCAAAGCACAAAGGCAUUCGGUAGCUUCACAUAAAAAUGCAGUAUAUUUUGUGUAAUACGACUGUGAAAUCACACUCGCUCGUGGACUAUGAAGGAAAAUAGAAGCCGAUAAUCAUCGAUAUUACUAAGAAAACUUUUUGAAUAAUUUUUUUUCUAUAAACGGAAUAAUUGAAAAUGUUUCCAUUGUCUAUAAUCUACAAGA
Molecule: messenger RNA, 2674 nt
Organism: Linepithema humile (Argentine ant)
Lineage: Eukaryota; Metazoa; Arthropoda; Insecta; Hymenoptera; Formicidae
Gene: SAK
Product: Sak kinase
Biological process (GO): protein phosphorylation; mitotic spindle organization
Cellular component (GO): spindle pole; nucleus; cytoplasm
Molecular function (GO): ATP binding; protein serine/threonine kinase activity; protein binding
Source: RefSeq, a predicted model, not a curated record